Coccidioides immitis RS is the source of this 414-nucleotide messenger RNA. RefSeq lists its product as uncharacterized. Lineage: Eukaryota; Fungi; Ascomycota; Eurotiomycetes; Onygenales; Onygenaceae. The transcript is spliced from 5 exons. Bases 1 to 414 code for a protein of 137 amino acids. The record is from RefSeq and is a predicted model, not a curated record.
AUGGCUCGUGGCUUGGGAAGACAAAUAUUUCGCGUGGGGCCCAAUGAAAUAUUUUGUUUACAUGGAGGAAUGGACAAUGAGGGUAGAGAUCGUCAUUCCGAUAAACCUGCAAAAACCCCUAAAAAUGCGUUUCGUUGGAAAGUCUCCUCCGUAGAGCGAAGGAUACAUGCGGGGGAGCAAAUCGAUGCGACCGGCUUGACAAUCCCAGUCAUUCUUGGAAUAAAUGCGCAGGUAUGCGACAAGGCCAGCUGGCUCAAUAAUACGAAACCAAAAGUUAGGAUGGCUCCAUCUUGGAGGAGUAUAGAUCCCAACAGAUAUACGUUUAGUGAGAAACUGCAGGAUAAUUUCUCUUCCUCAGAAGGCAUGAUUCCCUGGAAUACCAACAAAGCGGGAGGGAUGUCAGGCAGGGAUUGA